GACAUGCCUGGGCAGCGGGUGGUUCUCCAGCCCUUGGCCACCCUGUGUUCGCAGCUGCUCGUGGUCGGCGCCCUGGUGACGCGGUCUGGCAGUCACCGUGACAAAUGAAAAUACCUUCAGAUGACCAGCACCCCCUUGAGAAAGACGGGCGAGGAACCCCGCUUCCGAAACCUUGACCCCAGCCAGGUUGCUGUUAGAUGGGCACUUCCCCGGGUGACCUCCUGAUGAGGGGCCUGCGCCAUCUCGCAUCGCCAGGGCAGCCGGAGGUGCGUGGGAGAAUGGACAAGACUUGUAAAAUGAACUACAAGGUGGUGGACAGCCCGCUGGGGGAGAUUGAGAUCUCUGCCUGUGAGCAGGGUGUGCAUGAGAUCAGGCUGCACGGCAGGAAGACCCCCGACACCGGAGCCACGGAGGCCCCCCCUCUUCCUGAGCUGCUCGGCUGUCCAGGGGAAAUGACGGCGCCCCUGAAGCAGUGCGUGGCCUGGCUGGAUGCCUAUUUCCAUGAGCCGGCGGCCCUCAAAGACCUCCCCUUGCCUGCGAUUCACCAUCCCGUUUUCCAGCGAGAUUCGUUCACCAGACAGGUGUUGUGGAAGCUGCUGAAGGUUGUCAGACUCGGAGAAACGGUUUCUUACCGGCAAUUAGCAGCCCUGGCAGGCAGGCCCCGAGCAGCGCGGGCAGUGGGCGGAGCGAUGAGGACCAAUCCUCUUCCCAUCCUCAUCCCGUGCCACAGAGUGGUCUGCAGCAGUGGAGCCAUGGGCAACUACUCCGCAGGCCGGGCCACGAAGGAGUGGCUUCUCGCCCACGAGGGCCGCCUGGCAGAGAAGCCGAGCUGUCCGGGAGGCUCCCGUGGGGGUGGCAUCCCCCGCCCCCAGCCUGCUGGCGGAACGGAGGACUUGUGGGAGUAAAUACUUGAGUGACACAUAAAGGUUCUAGCACAUUGGAGGUGGUCUGUGCGGUAUUAAAAGAACUGAACGUGUCCUGGGGGACAUAGCGUGUGUGCCUUUUCUUGUUUCCACAUUUUACGGCAGAGUGUGUUCAGAGGACUGGCCGUUGUUCGUCGUUUGUUUCUCUCUCACACCGUCGUCAUUCCAUUUCUAAUGUCUGUUAACACAGGGAUAAGAAAGUGGGGGGCCCGGCAAGCCUGAGAGCCACCGUCCGGGCAGGUGGGAGCAUCCGGCACCCGCCAGGGCCCUGGCCCCCCCCCCCCGCCGACACAGGCCUGUCCCCCUGAGAAGCUGGCCUCCCCGGCUCCCCUCUCUGCUCGGCCAUUGAGGCUGCCAGGACGGGGUCUCCCACUCAGGCCUUCCUGAGGGAGGCCCGGCCUCGGAAACCAGUGCUCAUGGAGGUUUUCUAGCGAUGUUCUUCUCACCGCCACAAAACCAGUGAAGGAUGCACACCCUUUGGGUUGUAUCGGUUGAAUGGAAGUGCACCACUUACCAAAGCGAUUUGGGAAAAGAAGUAGCUCCUUGAGAUGAGUUUGGUCGAAAUGGCUCCUUCCCGAGGGCGGAGGGUGGAGGGUCUUCCUCGGGCCCUAGCCCCUCUGCUGCCGCUGCUGACCUUUGUGCGCUCCAAAUGGAAGGUGACGAUAGAGCCUAAGAGUCAGAGGUCACACAAGAAGGGGGGGUCUGCUCCUGUCGCUGGCAGCAGAGAAGAGUGUUUCCAACCAAGUGCCACCGUCCGAUGCUUCAUUAUCACGUUGUCAUUUUCUCUUUAUAAUUAACCGUACCUGAGAAACACGAGGGAAACUUGCAGCUAUGCAUGUGGAUAAAUAAGAAUAGAGCGUAUGAUGUAUGGAGAAAAUAAACUCCACCCCACUGUGCAGGAGAGAGCUGUAUUUUUGUCAGGGGUUCCUGUGACAACGCAGACCCCAGCAGGGAAGCUCAGGUGCUUUGUAUGUGUCACCGAGAGCCUGGGUAAAUAUGCAGCCUGUAAUGCGCAUGGUUUGGGCGUAUUUCAAAUUCCAUGUUUCCUUAACGCCGGUAAAGGAACGGUGCCUGAGGUAAACAGACUUUAGGCUUUCCUCACCAAUUUGCAAUUUGUUAUAUCCUUUUAUUAUGUCAACCAAAUUCUGGGUCUUUCCCCUCAAAAAUA
Molecule: messenger RNA, 2091 nt
Organism: Prionailurus viverrinus (fishing cat)
Lineage: Eukaryota; Metazoa; Chordata; Mammalia; Carnivora; Felidae
Gene: MGMT
Product: O-6-methylguanine-DNA methyltransferase
Exons: 6
Coding region: 198-905 (235 amino acids)
Biological process (GO): DNA repair
Cellular component (GO): nucleus
Molecular function (GO): methylated-DNA-[protein]-cysteine S-methyltransferase activity
Source: RefSeq, a predicted model, not a curated record